Messenger RNA from Betta splendens (Siamese fighting fish), 5069 nucleotides. It is a transcript of the gene hace1, whose product is annotated as HECT domain and ankyrin repeat containing E3 ubiquitin protein ligase 1. Lineage: Eukaryota; Metazoa; Chordata; Actinopteri; Anabantiformes; Osphronemidae. The record is from RefSeq and is a predicted model, not a curated record. The transcript has 26 exons. Bases 154 to 3057 code for a protein of 967 amino acids. Gene Ontology annotation, molecular function: protein binding; ubiquitin-protein transferase activity. Gene Ontology annotation, biological process: positive regulation of protein catabolic process; proteasome-mediated ubiquitin-dependent protein catabolic process; protein polyubiquitination. Gene Ontology annotation, cellular component: nucleus.
UUCCGCAUCAAAAGCUCGGUGCUGAGUCGAGUGGGAAGUCUCGAGUUGGACAUCUCUAGCUUACUUGAAUCUUGCACACAUGAAUGUCGCACAGGAACAAAACGGUCAGGUUAGGAACAAAUAAACCCACGGAAGCGUUGUUCCUAUACUAUCAUGGAACGGGCGAUGGAGCAGCUAAACGUACAGCUUAACCGGCUGACCCGUUCCCUUCGCCGGGCUCGGACCGUGGAACUCCCAGAAGAAUGGUUUUUGUCCUUUUGUCCUUCGGGGUUUGCCAUACUCUGGCAAGGGACAUGCGCACUGCGUACAGACAAUGAAACUGCAGUGUACACGCUAAUGCCAAUGGUCAUGGCUGAUCAGCACAAGUCAGUCUCUGAGUUGCUGCUCAACUCCAAGUUUGAUGUGAACUAUGCCUUUGGAAGGGUAAAGAGAAGUCUGUUACACAUAGCUGCCAAUUGUGGGUCAGUUGAGUGUCUGGUGCUGCUGUUAAAGAGAGGAGCCAAUCCUAACUACCAGGACAUCUCAGGCUGUACACCUCUGCACCUUGCUGCUCGCAAUGGACAGAAGAAAUGCAUGGGUAAGCUAUUGGAAUUCAAUGCUGAUGUCAACAUCUGCAACAAUGAGGGACUGACUGCUAUCCAUUGGUUAGCGGUGAACGGGCGAACAGAGCUCCUUCAUGAUCUGGUCCAGCAUGUAUCCAAUGUGGAUGUUGAAGAUGCCAUGGGGCAGACGGCUCUACAUGUAGCCUGUCAGAAUGGACAUAAAACAACGGUGUUGUGUCUCUUAGACAGUGGAGCUGACAUCAAUCGUCCAAAUGUCUCAGGAGCCACGCCCCUUUACUUUGCUUGCAGCCAUGGCCAAAGAGACACAGCACAGAUUCUGCUUUCUCGAGGUGCCAAAUACCUCGCUGACAAAAAUGGAAUUACGCCUCUGGAACUCUGUGUGCAGGGUGGAUAUGGGGAGACUUGUGACUUACUCAUCCAACACCACAGCAGAUUGUUUCAGACUCUCAUCCAGAUGACACAGAAUGAUGAUAUUAAAGAGAACAUGCUCAGGCAGGUUUUGGAGCACGUCUCUCAGCAGAGUGACAGUCAUUACCAAAGGAUCCUGAUCAGUCUUGCAGAAGUGGCUACCACCAAUGGACACAAACUUCUUAGCCUGUCCAGCACUUAUGAUGCUCAGAUGAAGAGUCUUCUAAAAAUUAUUCGUAUUUUUUGCCAUGUGUUCCAACUGGGGCCAUCUUCACCAAACAUCGGUAAUGAGAUGGGCUACAAUGGAAACAAGACACCACGCAGUCAGGUGUUUAAGCCGCUGGAGCUGUUGUGGCACUCCUUGGAGGAGUGGCUAGUGCUCAUCUCUACAGAGUUGGGCAGCAACAGAAAGAACCCAUCCUCAUCUUCUUCGAGCAGUGACAUUGCAUCUCUGCUUCUCAAGCAGCGGGAGGUUGACCUCUCCAGUUCCAACCCUAAGCUUCCCUCCUUGUUGGACCGUCAAAUAAUCAUUGAAACGGAGAUGUAUGGUGAAGGAGAGGACGUCAUCUCUAUGACAUCAAAUCGACUCAGUGCUGUGAUCCGGGCCUUUUACAUGUGCUGCUCAUGUCAGAUGCCACAAGGAAUGACGUCCCCUCGGUUUAUAGAGUUUGUGUGCAAGCAUGAUGAUGUUCUCAAGUGUUUUGUAACCAGAAAUCCAAAAAUUAUCUUUAACCACUUCCAUUUCCUACUUGAGUGUCCAGAGUUGAUGUCACGUUUCAUGCAUAUUAUUAAGGGACAGCCCUUUAAGGACCGCUGUGAGUGGUUCUAUGAGCAUCUGCUUGCUGGCCAGCCAGAUUCGGGCAUGGUUCAUAGACCGGUCAAUGAAAAUGACAUCCUCCUUAUCCACAGAGACUCUAUAUUCAGGAGUAGCUGUGACAUGGUUUCCAAGUCCACCAAUGAGAAACUCAAACAGGGCAUUGCUGUUCGCUUCCAUGGUGAAGAGGGCAUGGGCCAAGGUGUGGUGCGGGAGUGGUUUGACAUCCUUUCCAAUGAGAUUAUUAACCCAGACUAUGCUCUGUUCACUCAGUCAGCUGAUGGUACCACAUUUCAACCAAACAGCAACUCCUCAGUGAACCCAGACCAUCUAAACUACUUUCGGUUUGCAGGUCAGAUCCUGGGUUUGGCUUUGUACCACCGUCAGCUGGUUAACAUCUACUUCACUCGUUCAUUCUACAAACAUAUACUGGGUAUACCAGUGAACUACCAGGAUGUAUCGUCUAUUGAUCCAGAGUAUGCCAAAAACCUGCAGUGGAUUCUGGACAAUGAUAUCAGUGACCUGGGUCUGGAGCUCACCUUCUCUGUUGAGACAGAUGUUUUUGGGGCGAUGGAGGAAAUGGCACUCAAACCUGGAGGGACCAGCAUCCUGGUGACCCAGGAAAACAAGGCUAAUGCCCAGAUGGGAACCUGUGUUGCAUGUUUUUGUCUUCCAUUGACACUUCACUCAAUACUUACAGCCCUCGGCCUUUCUUUGGAAUGCAGAUUACUCUGCCCUUUACACUGUAUCCAGGCUGAGUACGUCCAGCUGGUGACAGAGCUGAGGAUGACACGAGCGAUUCAGCCUCAGAUAAAUGCCUUCCUGCAAGGCUUCCACACCUUCAUACCUCCUUCACUCAUCCAGCUUUUUGAUGAAUAUGAAUUGGAGCUCCUGCUGUCAGGGAUGCCAGAGAUUGAUGUGCAGGACUGGUGGAGGAACACUGAGUACACCAGUUGUUAUGAUCCUCAGGAGCCUGUCAUCCAGUGGUUCUGGGAGGUGGUGAAAAGCCUGACCCAAGAGGAAAGAGUUCUUCUGCUGCAGUUUGUUACUGGAAGUUCCAGGGUUCCUCACGGAGGCUUUGCCUACCUGAUGGGGGGCAGUGGUUUACAAAAGUUCACCAUUGCAGCAGUGCCAUAUACUUCUAAUCUGCUGCCUACCUCUAGUACCUGUAUCAAUAUGCUGAAACUCCCUGAAUACCCAAACAAGGCCAUCCUUAGAGAUCGACUGCUUGUUGCUUUACAUUGUGGGAGCUACGGUUACACCAUGGCAUAAACUAUCACUUUGUGCUGCUCUGACAGUAUGUGAACCUUUUUCCCCGACAGAAGCUGGUUUUGCUAGACUGAGAAGAAAAACUAUAUUCUUAUGAAUGUUAUUUUAUGGAGGACACAGGUGCUUGAUCUCCUUCACCUGUGACACAACCUGUAUUUUUAAAUGACUUUGGUUAUUUUUAGGAACAGCAUAUAUGAAAUCAGGCAGUGAAAUCUAUUCAGGCAUACCUUCAUGUCCAUAGCCAGUGUGGAACUGUUUCAGACAUGCACACAUUGAUGUCCUAAGUCCUUUACAGCUGAGUUUGUUCACUGCUUUUUAUUACUUGAAACAUAUUAGUUAUGUCUGUUUUCCAUGAUCAUUAAAUAUGGCAGAAAUUACUGUUCUAGCUAUCUAUUUUGACAACUCUACAGACAAAUUUAUUUGAAGUUUGAGGUACAAAAAAAUAAGAAACGUUGACAAAAAUUAAAACGAUGGCAAUUAAAAAGAUGACAAGGAUUCAAAAGUUGACCAAGGUGAAAAUAUGUCAAAGUUUAAAAAAUUCCUUAACUGUGUAAUAGUUUAAUAACUAGUCAAAAUUUACCAGUCAGAAACAAAAAUCUUGCCAUUGCCAAGGUAAUAAAUUACAUUGGUGCUUUUAUUUUGAAAGUUAAAAAAAUUUGUGUGGUCUUGUGUGAGUGAUUACUAACCUAUAAAAUAGUAAUUAAAUAGUCAUAAUUUAGCAUUCAAACGAAAAAAUAGCCCUAUUAAAGCAAAACAUUAGAUUAAGCCCCUUCAGAAUAAAAGCACCAUGAGUGUGGUGGUUAUUUACUUAACUGUAAAAUAGUCUCAUUAACGACUAGUAAGUAAUCAGAACCAGAAAUGUUUCGAAAAUUUUGCCAAUAAAGGUAAUACAUUUAUCAUAAUUUGGUGCUUUAAUUUUCAAAGGAUUUAGAGGAAAUGUGUGGGGGGAAUAGCGUAACUGUCAAUUAGUCUUUAAAUAAUCAUAAUUAACCAUUCAAAGGCAAAAACAGUGCAGUUAAAGCUAAUAAUUGGCAUUGCUGCUUUUAUUUUGAAAAGACAGAGAAAGAAUGUGUGGGUAAUUACUAAACUUUUAAUUUAUUUUUAAAUAGUCAUAAUUACCCAUCCAAAAGCAGAAAUAUUGCUAUUAAAGCUAAUUAUUUGGCUUGGUGCUUUUAUUUGAAAGCAUUUAGAGGAAGUAUGUGCUUAAUUACUUCACAAUGCAAUAGUGUAGUUACGUAAUCAUUAAUAAGCAUGGAACUGCCGUGUACAGUGAGCAUCAGGAGUUUGACCUUUCAGUCAAAUCUGCAGUUGCGCCAUCCCCAUGGAGACGAAAGGCGGGAAAAUCAGGCUCACUAUGCUGUUUGAAAGCAGACUUUUAGCCUUGAUAAAUAGGCUUGUUCCAGCAAAACCAUAAUAGUUACAAAAAAAUAUUUUCAUUUUAUGAAUCCUAAGGCUUCCCUGAACAACUGGAGUUAAUUUUAUGUUUGAGGACGAAAGCUUGUAGCCACAGUCGCAAUUUCAAAAUACGUCUCCUGUUUUUUUUUUUUUUCCCAGACGCCUGCGAAAAUUAUCAUUAGAGUCUACGGGAGAAUUUCAGGAUCUCUCUACGCUUUGAGCUUGAUUGCGACUAAAGUAUAGAUCUGAGGGUAAGGCCAGACAUGUCAUUAGGAAGAAGACACGUAUGACUAUGGUUUAGUGAAAUAAUUACAUUGAUAAAGUGAAAAGUUCUGUCUUUAAAAAACGAGCCCUUACACUCUAGCUGUGACAUCACGCACUCUAGCUCACGCAAUACACAGUAAUGGAAAAGCUGAAAAUGUAGCAAAAAACACACUAAAUUUAAAUGCUCACUAGUUGAAAAGUAUAGAAGAUACGAGAACAUUGCUUUACAAAAAGAAAUUUGAACGAUGAAAGACGCUUUUGACGUUGAAAUGACGUUUCUACGCCAAAGUAUGACGAUGACAGAAGCUGACGUAAAGAGGGAAGUUGACAAAAAGUUGAACGAUGAUUCCCAUAAA